Molecule: messenger RNA, 2678 nt
Organism: Umbelopsis ramanniana AG
Lineage: Eukaryota; Fungi; Mucoromycota; Umbelopsidomycetes; Umbelopsidales; Umbelopsidaceae
Exons: 5
Coding region: 41-2509 (822 amino acids)
Biological process (GO): trehalose catabolic process
Cellular component (GO): cytoplasm
Molecular function (GO): calcium ion binding; alpha,alpha-trehalase activity
Source: RefSeq, a predicted model, not a curated record
UGCUAAGUGACACUUGCAUCUUUCAUUGCUUCGUUAGGAAAUGAAUAUUUCAGAUCAAGAUUACGAUGUACACGCUCCCGCCAGUACCUAUUAUACGACAGGUAGUAACUCGGCAACCUCUGGUGUUGGUCGCAAUCGAUCGGUGACCACGUUUUCGCGCAAGGCUGCAGAGCCCUCCAGUGGUCCCAAAAACCAUGCCCCACGGCGUAGAAGAGCUUCUCACGACCCUAAGAGCAAGGCUCGUAAAUUCCUUAUCGACGUUGCAGAGACACAGCGUACUAUUCUAGAGCAGGAGGAUACCGAUGGCGACUUUCAAAUCACCAUUAACGAUAUUGGUCCAAAAUCCCUACUUUUGGGAACGGCCGAUUCGGGAGGUUAUCGGACUAUCGAUGUCCGCGGCACCUAUAUGCUCUCCAACCUACUUCAAGAACUUGCCCUUGCCAAUGACUACGGACGCAAACAUAUUGUGCUGGAUGAAGCGCGAUUGAGUGAAAACCCUGUAGAUCGUCUGACCAGAAUGAUACGGUAUCAUUUUUGGGAUGGCUUGACCCGUCGUAUCGAUGCUGAUGGCCUGGAAAUCAUUUGCGCAGAUCCCAAGAAUCGCUCUGCUAACCACAACCCAAGAAUUUAUAUCCCAUGGGAUCAAACCGAAGUUUAUGAAUAUUACAAAAAGACAGCCGCGGCACGGCCACAUCUUCAUCUGGAGGUCGAACUUCUUCCCCAUGAUAUCACGCCGGAGUACGUCAAAAGCAUCAACGAUCGACCUGGUAUUUUGGCACUGGCUAUGAAGAGAACUGUCGACGCUAAAGGAAACGUCAACUUUGAGGGCGUUCCAUUCGUGGUACCCGGCGGCCGUUUCAACGAAAUGUACGGUUGGGAUUCAUACUUUGAAACACUUGGACUCAUCGUAGAUGGACGGAUAGAUUUGGCUCGCGGAAUGGUCGAUAACUUUUCCUAUGAAAUUCUGCAUUAUGGCAAGAUUUUGAAUGCCAAUCGUUCCUACUAUCUCACUCGGUCGCAACCUCCAUUUCUAACGGACAUGGCCAUCAAAGUAUUUGAGCGUCUUAACCCAGAAAAGGAACAAGAAAACAAGGAAUGGCUGACAGAAGCAUUCAGAGCUUCCAUCAAAGAAUAUCACACUGUAUGGAUGUCAGAGCCUCGCUUGGAUCGAAAAACUAUGUUGUCAAGAUUUUACCCCACUGGCCUAGGUAUCCCACCUGAGACAGAAGCCUCUCAUUUCGACCAUAUCAUUGAACCAUUUGCUCUCAAGCAUGGAGUCAGCAUUGUUGAGUUCGAUCAGAAAUACAACGAUGGAGAAAUUAAAGAACCUGAGCUCGACGAAUACUUCUUGCAUGAUCGUGCUGUUCGAGAAUCCGGUCACGAUACUACCUACCGAUACGAAAAGAGAUGCGCCAAUCUUGCAACCAUCGAUCUUAACUCCUUGUUGUACAAAUAUGAAAUCGAUAUUGGUGAGACUGUCCGAGAUAUCUUCCAUGGUGAAUUUACAGACUACGAUGGCGUCAAGCAAGAUCCAGAAGUAUGGUUCAAGAGAGCUGCUGAGCGUAAGGAACGAAUCGACAAAUACUUAUGGAACGAGAAGGAGAGUUUGUAUUUUGAUUACGAUACUGUCAAGGAAAAGCAAAGCACCUACGAAACUGUAACUGCAUUCUGGGCUCUCUGGGCUGGCUGCGCAAGCGAUGAUCAAGCUGAAAAGUUGACGGAAAACUCACUCAGCAAGUUCGAAGUGACGGGCGGUCUUGUUUCUGGUACAGAAAGUUCUCGUGGUCUUAUCUCACUUGACCGUCCCAAUCGACAGUGGGACUUCCCCUUUGGUUGGGCUCCUCAUCAAAUCAUGGCAUGGCGUGGAUUCGUAAACUACGGUAAAAUGGAAAUUGCUCGACGUCUUGCCUACCGCUGGUUGUACACCAUCACCAAAUCAUUUGUCGACUUUAAUGGUGUCGUUCCGGAAAAGUUUGAUGUUGUAAGCUUAACGCACAAGGUCGAAGUGGAGUAUGGUAAUGUUGGUGUCGACUUCAAGUUUGUUCCACGAGAAGGUUUUGGAUGGAUGAAUGCUUCAUACCAAGUUGGCUUGAGUUAUCUCAACACUCAUAUGAGACGAGCACUUGGAACGUGCACCAAUCCGGAUUUGUUCUUCGAAAAGAGUAUGGCUCGUCUCAAUAUUCUCCACAAUGGUGUAGACGAAAUGAGAAGAAGAUCCUCCAUUCUCGCUGCCAAAAGACUUGCUCGUAGUGGAAGCAUCACUGAAGCGUCCGUCACUCGUAUCACUAAUGAUAGUGGUCUUGGCGGCGGAGCUGAUGGAGCGGUUGAUUUUACACAUCGGUCAUCAGCAGAAUUCUUACGUCCUGAACCAGCACAGGCGGAUGCACCACCUUCAGACCCGCCUAUUGCUACACCUACCAUUAUGCUUCAACAAUUUACCUUGGGUGACGAAAUAUCACCUUUGACUACGCCUGAUGCAGAAGUCACCAUUAACAAGGUGCUGCAAUAGAAAACUCUCCCAUUCAGUCAUGUAAUGGUGCCAGCCAUUUUGUAACUCACCCUCAAGCACCCUGGCCUAACCAUCCUUUCUUGCAUGCACGCACCAAUAAAAGAUCCCUUCGAUAUAGAAAAUUAAAAAACUGAUCUGACUAUUUAUUUUUAAUUAUGUAAAGCGUAGU